AUGGACGCAAACCAGCUCUUGACAAAUACGCUCUCGCCGGAUCAGGCUAUCCGCACUGAUGCCGAACAGAAACUGGAGGCAGCUGCUCGCGACAGCUACCCUGUCUACAUGAGCACGCUCGCUGCUGAGCUUGCCAACGAAUCCUCUCCCUCGCAUAUUCGAACCGCUGCCGGUAUUGCAGUCAAGAAUGCCUUGACGGCGCGCGACCCAACUCGAGUGGAAGAAUAUACGGCAAGAUGGACACUCCUGCCGCAAGACAGCCGCGAUGAUAUCAAGCAAAAGGUUCUCAGCACUCUUGGCAGCCAAGAGCACCGUGCGGGAACUGCUGCCGCCCAGGUCAUUGCCGCAAUUGCCGCCAUCGAGUUGCCAGUGGGUCUUUGGAACGAGCUCAUCUCCCAACUUCUCAGCGCUAUGGGUGAUGCCAGCAACAUGCGCUUGCGACAAGCUGCUCUUCAAGCUAUCGGUUUCACCUGUGAAGGCAUCAGCUCCGAUGUUUUGGCAGCCCAGUCGAACGAGAUCCUCACGGCCGUCAUUCAAGGUGCACGCAAGGAGGAGCCCGCACCAGAGGUCCAGCUCGCUGCAUUGCAGGCGCUCUUCAACUCGCUCGAGUUCGUUCGUGCCAACUUUGAGCGAGAGGGUGAGCGCAACUACAUCAUGCAGGUGGUCUGCGAAGCGACACAGAGUCCCAACAUGCCCGUUAAGGUGGCCGCCUACGAAUGUCUCGUCCGAAUCAUGCAGCUCUACUACGACAAGAUGCGCUUCUACAUGGAGCAGGCUCUCUUCGGUCUCACCGUUCUCGGCAUGCGAGACUCGGAACCCAAGGUGGCGCUUCAAGCUGUCGAGUUCUGGUCCACUGUCUGCGACGAGGAGAUCGAGCUGGCCCUCGAGGCUGAGGAGGCUGCCGAGUUCGGUGAGGAGCCCGAACGCAUCUGCUACAACUUUGCCCGUAUCGCUUUGCCCGAGAUCGUCCCCGUCUUGCUCGAGUUGCUCAAGACGCAGGACGAGGACGCCGAUGAGGACGAGUGGGAUGUUUCCAAGGCCGCAGGUACCUGUGUUGGCUUGCUCGCCCAGGUGGUCGGUGACGAUAUUGUCCGAUUGGCUGUACCCUUCGUUGAGGGCAACAUCAAGAACCCCGACUGGCACGCUCGUGAAGCUGCCGUCAUGUGCUUCGGCUCCAUCAUGGAAGGCCCCGAUCGUAAGACACUCGCACCCCUCGUUGAGUCGGCACUCCCUACCAUCAUCGAAAUGCUGCGUGACCAGAGCAUCGCAGUCAAGGACACAGCCGCAUGGACUCUGGGACGCAUCUCGGAUCUCUGCUGCGACUCGAUCAAGACUGACGUUCACCUUCCCGCACUCGUCCAGGCUCUUGUGCUUGGCUUGCAAGACGAGCCUCGUAUCGUGACCAACUGCUGCUGGGCCAUCAUGAAUCUUUCAGAGCAGCUUGGUGCCAACGCUCUGGCCUACGAGAACGGUGAGGGCUCUGACGCAGCUACUGCCUCCACUACACCUCUUUCGCCCUUCUUCGAGGGAAUUGUUGGCAGUUUGCUCCAGGCCACCGGCCGCAGCUCGAACGAGUCCAACAGUCGUACAUCCGCCUAUGAGGCAUUGGCGAGCUCCGUCACUCACUGCGCCGCUGACUGCGUUCACCAGGCCAGCGGCGUCUUGGUGCAGAUCCUUGACCGACAGCAGCAGCUCAACGAGGUCGCAGGUCAGCUCGUCGGCAUGGACGACCGAAACAACUGGGCAGAGCUCCAGGGCAACCUUUGCAGUGUCUUGAUGGCUUGUGUCCGCCGCCUCGGUCGCGAGACACUACCUCUGGGUGACCGCAUAAUGACCAACCUGUUGACGCUCAUCCAGAACGGUGCCAAGCAGCCCACUGUGCUGGAAGAUGCCUUCUUCACCGUCGGUGCCGCUAUCGCUGCCUUCGAUGCUGACUUCGAGAAGUACCUUGGCGCCUUCCUUCCCUUCAUGGUUGAGGGUCUUCGCAACCACGAGGAGUACCAGCUCUGCUCGAUCAGCGUUGGCCUCAUCGGCGAUAUCUGCCGUGCUCUCGGCGAGAACUCGGCCAAGUACUGCGACGACUUCAUGAACGCACUCUUUGCCAACCUUCAGUCGCCUCAGCUCAACCGUAGCGUCAAGCCACCUAUUCUUUCGUGCUUCGGUGACAUUGCCAUGGCUAUCGGUCCUGCGUUCGAGAAGUACCUUCAGAUGGGCAUGUCGGUGCUGCAGCAGGCUUCGCUUAUCCAGACCGUUGACCCCAACGACUACGACAUGAUCGACUACAUCAACUCGCUGCGCGAAGGUAUCUGCGAAGCAUACGUCGGCACCGUUUCGGGUAUGCGUGCUGGCAACCGUGUCGAAGCAUUGCAGCCUUACGUCGAGGGCAUGUUUGCUUUCAUUGCUCUCGUCGCACAAGCUCAGGCACAGAGCCAGGCGUCAGAACCCCUCAUUCGUGGCGCACUUGGUCUGCUAGGUGACUUGGCCAGUGCUUUCCCCAACGGCGAGCUCAAGGUGCUUCUCACAGGCGCUUGGGUUGCCGAGUUCAUCAAGCUGGGUCGUGGACGUGGUAAUGGCUCCGAAACUCGCAAGACAGCCGCUUGGGCAAGGGAAAUGGUCAAGAAGGCCACAAAGUGA
This is a messenger RNA of Ustilago hordei, 2634 nucleotides long. RefSeq names its product putative karyopherin beta-1 subunit (importin 95). The record is from RefSeq and is a predicted model, not a curated record. Gene Ontology annotation, biological process: protein import into nucleus. The coding region runs from base 1 to 2634 and encodes 877 amino acids. The transcript has a single exon. Gene Ontology annotation, molecular function: small GTPase binding; nuclear import signal receptor activity. Gene Ontology annotation, cellular component: nucleus; cytoplasm. Lineage: Eukaryota; Fungi; Basidiomycota; Ustilaginomycetes; Ustilaginales; Ustilaginaceae.